AUGAAUUUAAAAGGAGAGAUGAGUGUUGUGGAUAAUAAUAUAUUAUGUGGCUGGCACAGUUGGUUGGCGCAAAAUGAAUUUUCCUUCUCUCCCUUUUUUACCUCGUUUUUAUUUAAAAAUGAAGGAGAAGGAGAGGAAUGUGCCACUGAAGCAAAAAUAGAUUGAAAAGCUUUUGGACGGUGCGCGCAAAAAUUUCUAUACGGAAAUGGACGUUGGUCAAUGAAUGAAUGAAGUUGGUGUGUGUUAAUGGGGAUUGACUAUGUGUAGAUAGUAAAAGUAUAUAUGUACUUACAAGGGGAUAAGAAUUGAGAAAAUUAGCCUUUUGGGAGCUUAAAAAAGGAAAAAGGAAAAUGGGGAAAAAUAUGAAAAAUAUUUUUUUUUAAAUUUUUGCAUUUUUUUGAAGAGUUAAGCACGAGUUUAAGUCACCAGGAGAGGUACAUAUUUGAACAAGCAACCUUCCCAGCAAGCAACCUUUCCACAGUAGCUUCUCCCUGCUUCUCCUUAAAUAUCACCUCAACCAACCUACAUCCUUAAAAUAUUUUUCCAAUUUUUCUCGAAAUCCUAUCAAUAUUUUGUACCAAUAAAAAGAUGUUAAUUUUUCUAUUUUUAUUUAAAAACCCCAGUCAUAAAAACAAAAAAAUAUUUUUUUUUUAAUUUAACUACUAUUUUUAGUCUUUUUUAUAGGCUUUGCAUAAUUUGGCACGCAAUGUUUUUGUUUCGCAUUUUUAAUAUUAUAAAUAUACAGAGAGG
Molecule: messenger RNA, 750 nt
Organism: Meloidogyne enterolobii
Lineage: Eukaryota; Metazoa; Nematoda; Chromadorea; Rhabditida; Meloidogynidae
Source: the annotation of a GenBank genome assembly